This is a messenger RNA of Strongyloides ratti, 441 nucleotides long. Its product is annotated as Myc-type, basic helix-loop-helix (bHLH) domain-containing protein. NCBI's taxonomy places the organism in Eukaryota, Metazoa, Nematoda, Chromadorea, Rhabditida, Strongyloididae. Bases 1 to 441 code for a protein of 146 amino acids. Gene Ontology annotation, cellular component: RNA polymerase II transcription regulator complex. The record is from RefSeq and is a predicted model, not a curated record. The transcript is spliced from 2 exons. Gene Ontology annotation, molecular function: DNA-binding transcription factor activity; protein dimerization activity. Gene Ontology annotation, biological process: positive regulation of transcription by RNA polymerase II.
AUGACAGAUUAUUCAAAUUCAUGUGUUACGAGUAAAAAUGAUUUUAGUGAUGAUGAUGAGCAUUAUUCUGAUAUUCAAUCUCCAUCAUCGCAUUGCGACGACCUAGAUUCGGAAGAUGAAAAAACAAAACAUGCCCGAGAACAACACAGAGCUUUAGAACGACGAAGACGUGAUAACAUUAAAGAAAUGUAUGCUGUUUUAAAAAAUAAUAUACCUGUAAAUGAUUUAGAUGCUCCAGCACGGACAACAAUUUUAAUAAGAACUUUUGAAACAAUAAAGGAAACAUCACAAGCAAUACAAGAAUAUGAUGAUGAUUGUCGUACUCUACAAGAAGAGAAUGAACAACUGGAAGAAGAAUUGGCAGCAUUAGAGAAAGAAUAUUUAGAAAUAACUAAUGAAAGUGAUGACGAAACUCAAAGUAAUUCUAAUAAAACUAAUUAA